AUACUACAGGCUUCUUGAUGAGAUACAGAGAAUUUAGAGCCACAAUAAAAUCAAAACCGCAUAAAAUCCAUUUUCUCAUUAUUGUGAAAUUAUAGCUUCAAGCCUUCAAUUCACCGAUAUAUUUAGGAAAUUUUGGUACUUGGAUUUCGUAAAAGGUAGAAAAGGAUUGGUUCACAAAUCGUAAAAACAAUGGAUACCCAUCACAAAUUACAGCGACGAGAAUUAGGAAAAACUGGUCUAAACCUCAGUUGUGUGGGUUUUGGCGCAUCUCCUCUUGGCAAGGUUUUUGGUGAUGUUUCCGAGGAAGAAGCCAUUGAUACUGUUACCCAAGCUUUUAAUAUGGGUAUUAACUUUUUUGACACUUCUCCCUACUAUGGUGCGACGUUGUCCGAGAAAGUUCUUGGAAAGUGCUUGAAAGCUCUUGGUGCACCUAGAGAUCAGUAUAUUGUUGCAACGAAGUGUGGCCGUUAUGCAGAAGGUUUCGAUUUUAGUGCUGAAAGAGUGACGAGGAGCAUUGAUGAAAGCUUAGAGAGAUUGCAACUGGACUAUGUCGAUAUACUGCAAUGUCAUGAUAUUGAAUUUGGCUCUCUUGAUCAGAUUGUCAAUGAGACAAUUCCCGCCCUUAAGAAGAUUAAGGAAUCUGGGAAGACAAGGUUCAUUGGUAUAACUGGACUUCCAUUGGAAGUAUAUACCUACGUUCUUGACCGAGUGCCAAUUGAGACAAUUGAUGUUGUUCUGUCAUAUUGCCACUAUUGUAUCAAUGAUUCAACCUUGGAAGAUUUGAUACCUUAUUUGAAGAGUAAAGGUGUCGGUGUGAUCAAUGCUUCUCCACUUUCAAUGGGGCUUCACACAGCAAAUGGCCCCCCAGAGUGGCAUCCAGCUUCCAGUGAGAUUAAGGCUGCAUGCAAAGCCGCUGCUGAUUACUGCAAGAAGAACGGAAAAAGUAUCUCAAAAUUAGCUUUGCAGUACAGCUUGUCAAACAAAGACAUUUCUACUGUCCUUGUUGGUAUGAACUCUGUUAGACAGGUGGAGGAAAAUGUCGCAGCCGCUUUAGAACUUGAAGCUGCAGGACAGGAUGAGAAGACUCUUGCAGAAAUAGAAAGCAUUCUAAAGCCAGUAAAGAAUCAAACUUGGCACAGUGGCAUACAACAAAGCUGACACUACUUGUUGGCAGCAUAUGUGUCAAACUUGGCUAGUGUGUAAAUCUUCAGUGAAAAUUUUCAUGCAAAAAUUCAUGUUUGCAAUGUCGCUUACCGUCCAUGGAGAUGCCUACGAGGUUACGAGAUGGUAAAAAAAAAGUUGGAAAGUAUAGAGUAUAUGUACAUUUUAUUUUGGCACCAUCAUACUCCUUUUUGACGGACACAAAUUGUGCAUUUUGUUUCCCUUGUUGCUGACUUAGGCAUGCUCAACUAAAGUGGUUUUGUCAGCGUUGUUUGUGAUAUCAGAUAUGGACAUCGUAAAAAUGUGGAAGUGACUAUAGCUAAUAACUUCAAGGAAAUCACAGCUCUUAUGCAUUUUGUUUCCCUUCUGCAA
This is a messenger RNA of Beta vulgaris subsp. vulgaris (sugar beet), 1533 nucleotides long. RefSeq names its product L-galactose dehydrogenase. NCBI's taxonomy places the organism in Eukaryota, Viridiplantae, Streptophyta, Magnoliopsida, Caryophyllales, Amaranthaceae. Gene Ontology annotation, cellular component: cytosol. The coding region runs from base 190 to 1158 and encodes 322 amino acids. The record is from RefSeq and is a predicted model, not a curated record. The transcript has 5 exons. Gene Ontology annotation, molecular function: L-galactose dehydrogenase activity. Gene Ontology annotation, biological process: L-ascorbic acid biosynthetic process.